Botrytis sinoallii is the source of this 189-nucleotide messenger RNA. RefSeq lists its product as uncharacterized. The record is from RefSeq and is a predicted model, not a curated record. The transcript is spliced from 2 exons. Bases 1 to 189 code for a protein of 62 amino acids. NCBI's taxonomy places the organism in Eukaryota, Fungi, Ascomycota, Leotiomycetes, Helotiales, Sclerotiniaceae.
AUGUUAAUUAGAAAGAAAAAGAAAAGAAAGAAAAGAAAGAAAAGAAAAGAAAAGAAAAGAAAAGAAAGAAAAGAAAAGAAGAAGAAAAAGAAAAAGAAGAAGAAAAAGAAGAAAAAAGAAGAAGAAAAAGAAGAAGAGAAGAAGAAGAAAGAAGAAAAAGAAGAAGAAAAAGAGGGGGUAAUUAGAUAA